AUGGCGUCUGCUAUUCCUGUUGGCGUCUACGGACGUCGCAUUCCGGCUGGAGGCAUUCCCAUUCUGGCUGCUGUUGACCAGUCCACCACUUUCAGAAUUACGAUGGCUGCCAUCGAUCCAGAUGCUGAGCCACAGUUUGAUGAGGACCAAAAGCAUGCUCGCGCAACCUUGAAGCUCAUCCGUAUCCCUGAUGACUUUGACAUGGAAGAUGAUGAUGAUGAGGACUAUGAGGAGGGUGACAUUGAGGCAAUCGCUGCUCGUCUGCGUGCAGCUGGUGCGCUUCCCGAGGCUGACUCGGACCUUUCCGAUGACGACAGCGAGGAUGAGAAGAACGGCGGUCCUAGCGACCCAGCCAAGUCAAAGAAGGCCAAGCAAGCUGCUCUUACCAAGAAGAUGCAAGAAGAGCUUGAGGCCGAUGACAUGGACAUUGACGGCUUGACCAACGGUGCUAAGGGUAAGGCCAAGGGCAAGGCCAAGGUUACCGACGAUGAUCUGAGCGACGAGGAUGACGAAGAUGACGAAGACGACGACGAUGAGGAUGAGCCUGAAGAGCUUGUUCUCUGCACACUUGACCCUGAGAAGCACUACCAGCAACCUCUCGACAUCACUGUCCGCCAGGGCGAGGAGGUCUACCUUUGUGUCACCGGCACGCACGACGUCUACGUCACCGGUAACUAUGUUGCGUUCCCUGAAGACGAGGACAGCGAGGAUGAGGAAGAUGACGGUCUUGACGAGCUCGGCUACGAUCUGUCUCCCGAUGAGGAUGAGCUCGAUGGUAUGGACGAAUCAGAGGACGACGAGCUCGAUGGCAUGAGCGACCCCAGAAUCACUGAGGUUGACAGUGAUGAGGAGGAGGAGGUUCCCAAGCUUGUUGAAGCUAGCAAGAAGAGCAAGAAGCGUGCUGCUGAGGAGGAGGCCAGCCUUGAUGACAUGAUCAGCAAGACUAACGGCGACGCUAAGCUCAGCAAGAAGCAGGCUAAGAAGCUGAAGAAGAACGAUGGCCAAGCUGUCGCUAGCGCUGCUGAGCCAGAGAAGAAGGCUGAAAAGGUUGAGAAGAACGACACCCCAAGCAGCGACAAGAAGAAGGUUCAGUUCGCUAAGAACCUCGAGCAGGGCCCAACUGGCUCCCCAAAGGUCGACGCACCCAAGCCAGAGGCAAAGAAGGAGGCUACCAAGGGCCCUCGCAAUGUCAGCGGCGUCAUUGUUGAUGACAAGAAGGAGGGCAAGGGCAAGGCCGCCAAGAAGGGUGACCGUGUCGAGAUGCGCUACAUUGGCAAGCUGAAGAACGGCAAGGUUUUUGACUCCAACAAGAAGGGCAAGCCUUUCUCUUUCAAGCUCGGCGUCGGCCAAGUCAUCAAGGGCUGGGACGUUGGUGUCGCUGGUAUGACCCCCGGCGGCGAGCGUCGUCUCACUAUCCCUGCUGCGAUGGCAUACGGAAAGAAGGGUGCUCCUCCGGACAUCCCACCCAACUCUGACUUGAUCUUCGACAUCAAGUGUAUCUCUGUCAGCUAA
Molecule: messenger RNA, 1512 nt
Organism: Bipolaris victoriae FI3
Lineage: Eukaryota; Fungi; Ascomycota; Dothideomycetes; Pleosporales; Pleosporaceae
Exons: 4
Coding region: 1-1512 (503 amino acids)
Cellular component (GO): chromatin; nucleolus
Molecular function (GO): macrolide binding; peptidyl-prolyl cis-trans isomerase activity
Source: RefSeq, a predicted model, not a curated record